CAGCUUCAUAAAAAGCUGUUGUAAGCAAUAGCUCAUAAAAAGCUGUUGUGAGCACGUUUUCUAUCGUAUGAAAGCCUUUUGAACACAGAAGAUACUAAUAAGAUCUGAAGAAUUUGCUGCUGCUGAAGGUAAGUUAUUGAUUUAGAUGUUAAAAAAGAAUUUGGAUUGGUCAUAAUCUGUCAAAGUGGUUCUCGUUUUAUUUGAUUAGGAUACAGCCAUGUGUAGAAAUCCACAUUUUUAAUUGUAAAUGGUGUGAAUUUAAUUGGGCUGCAGAAAAAAUAAAACCUUAAUACCGCAAACGGGCGUGUCAAGGACCCUGAUAGCCCAAUGGCUGAGUUGCAACUGAAAGUCAAUGAGCCCCCGACACCUCACUGGACCCCGACGCAUCGCCUCUCUUUGAUGUAAUAACAUUUUCACCCACUAGAGGCAGACGCCAUCUCGACGGGUUUUAUUGAAUUUUGACGGGAACUCGGGACAUCUCAUGUUAUGGAAAAAAUUUCUGGAACAUCUUAAGAAUAAUAUACAUCUCUUAUUCUUGAUUCUGCAUUUCUGAAUGUUGUUACCAGGGUCCAAGGUGUUAGUGAGUUGGUCAGUGGCCACUAGCGCGAAGUAAAGUAUAGCGCAGCGGGGCAAACAAAGUAAGCUUUCUGCGUGACACGAGAGAAGCCAACAGCGAAUGAAGUUAAAAGAGGACCACGUAGAAAAAGGGUGAUGUUGGCUGGGCACAGUGGGGUGAAUACAGCCUCUCCGGCGUAUGCAGCCGACCUGCUCAAUAAGGCUCUUCGAAAUACAAUCAUUUUGUCAACAGGUUGUAAAGGGCUCGACAUUUUGCUAAACGAUGGGCUUUGGACCGGAGAGAUGGUGGAAAUUUGUGGGGUACCAGGAGCAGGGAAAACACAGCUCUGCAAAACAGUUUGUGCCAACGUUGUAUGCGAAACUGACACCCAUGUCCUAUUUGUAGACUGUUGUGGGUCAUUUGUAUGUGACAGAUUUGCUGAGAUCGUUACCGCUCGCAAAGCAUUCGUCAAUCCUCAGCAUUUUGAUGGUGUACUUUCGAGAAUUCGAUUGCUUCGGGUGCUCAACGCUGAAGGAUUGUUGGCUGAAAUAGAGCAGACAGAGCAAGAGCUGAUUUCAAAGAAACAAGUGUUUUACUCAGAUUUGAGGUUGGUUGUUGUGGACUCUAUAAAUGCACUAGUAUCACCAAUUCUUGGCGGAGGCCAAACACAGGGUCAUAUGAUCAUGACGAAGAUUGGAAGAAUUCUUAAACGGCUGGCAGUUGAACACAAUUUGGCAGUGAUCGUUACCAACAGUGCUGUCAAAGAUGCUGCAAACGAGGGCUAUAAGCCUGCCCUUGGUAAAACAUGGAAAUCGAUGCCAAGUACCCGACUUUUCCUCCAAACAACAGAAUAUUCUAACAGAUACCAUGCAAGGCUAAUAAAAAGCAACAUUCACAUCGCCAGAGACCCUGUUAGUUUAACCAUUGGUGCAAGGGGAGUUGAAGACGUUUGAUGAUGUAUUUCACCCGUUAAACUCUAGACAGCAUAAGUUGUUAUCUGUUGAUUAGCAAAGUAAGAUCUGCUAGUUUAUUCGGCUUCUUUGCCAGAAAAAACCUGGUUUUAAUUGAUCAAACUUUAAAUGGUUCUGCAUAUAUAUGAAAAUUGUAGAUCUCUUUUUGUGCCUGUACCUAGCAGGUAACCCUAGAUACAUCUCCAUGUGCUAAAGAAGUAGCAAAUUAAAUGACGUCAUCCUGCAAGUGGCUUCAAACCCUGAUAAGCUUGAAAAGGCCGAUAGGCUGAGCUUGUAAAGACCGAUAAGCUUGAAAAGGCCGUUAGAAUUCGUUCCAACCCUAAUGCAUCGAUGCCCUAACGCCAAGCACAGUGCAAAAGGUUGGACAGUUUGGAAUAGUAAGCAUUUGAAGGUUAUCAAUCAAAAUGAGACUUCGUCAGAAACUAUUCGACCAGAGACGUUCUUCCGUUGUUUAGCAGAUGUUUCGAUCUUAGUUCGUUUAAGAUGCUUCGAGGAUCCUUUUAGUCACGAUGUACAUUUCGCUUUGUGCAGGCUUUAUUACUCUGUAUGGAAAUUUGUUUACGAAGUUCUUUGUGAUCUUUCAGCGCUACAAGUGUGAGGAGUCAUCUAACCUUUUUAAUUUUGAUCUACCCUCGUGUGUUGACUCUACACCACCAUUUGAAAUUAAGUGUUACAAACCUACCUAACUUAGAGGACUAUGAUAUAGAUGAACAUUUGCGUUUAAAUAAUAAUUCUUGUUAUCACUUUCCUGGUGACUUGGCUAAGACCUGCUAUUCAGACUCUAACUUGUCUUUGCUAAGCAUGAAUACCAGAAGUCUCUUACAUCAUUACGACGAGCUCGUUUCGACAUUAGUUAAUCUCAAAGUAGAUUUUGAUGAUGUUGUUGUUUAUGAAAUUUAGCAUACCUAUGACAAAUCCAUACAGAUGAUUAUUAAAAUUUCUGGUUAUAGACUUUUUCUUUGUCAGUCACAUAGCCAAAAUGGUGGAGUAGGGCUUUUUAUAAAGGCUUGUUUUGCGCCAAUUAAUAGGGCAGAUCUUGGUAAAGACAGACAGUAAUGAUUUUGAGACUGUAUGGGUUGAUGCUGAAAACAAACAUAGUAAAAAGUAUCUGUUUUGUUGUGCUUAUCGCCACCCUAGCUCUAAUCUUAAAAAAAUUACCAACUUUUUGCAGGAAGUCCUUUCUACUCAAGCUGUUUGCUGACAAGCAAUUAUUCCAUUUAGGUGACUUCAACAGUAAUCUUCUAAAAUACAACGCUCAUGCAUCUACUGUAAACUUUGUUAACCUGCUUUUCUCAAAACAACUUCUCCCAUAUGUUGUUUAGCCAUCAAGAGUGUCUGGGAACUCUGCUACUGUUAUUGCUAAUAUUUAUUCAAAUAUGUAAUCAGAAAACUGUAAGUGGAAAUCUAUUGAUGUAACUAACAGACCAAUUUCCCCAUUUUCUAUAGUCGAUUAUGGACACAUAAUAUAACAAAAAUAUAUCAUAUUACCAACAUGAUUAAAUUAAAUACUGAAAGGCUCCAAAAUUACUUUGCUGACUUAGACCUCAAUUACUUGAAUGAUGAGAGCUUGAACAUCAAUACUAAAUUUAACUCAUUUCUCUCAAACCUUAGCAAGUUAGUUAUUAAACAUGUUCCCUUAAAGAAAAAACACAAGAAUGUUAUAAAAUUGAGAAAUAAACCCUGGGUUCCCAGAAAAAUCCAAAAAAUGAUGCGCAUUACAGACAGGUUAUUAAAAGACAAAAAAGGUUUGAUGAUCAAUCAGUUAAGAAUUUUUAUAAGAAAUUUAGGAAUCGGGUUACAGUUCCUUUAAAAGAGAGCAAAGCUUCUUACUUUAAUAAUUAUUUUGAUCAAAUUGUAAAAACAUAAAACAAUUAUGAUCCGGUACCAAGUCAAUCAUAGGUAUCAAGAAAAGUAAUGCAAAUGUUAUAGCCAAGAUAAAAGACUCUAAUGGUAAUAUAACAUUCGACCCAGCUUUAAUUGCAGAUAUCUUCAAUAGGUUUUUGUUGAUGUCUCUCACAAUGUUACUAAAUCAAUACCAAGUUCUCAAAAAUCACCUCUGUGUUUUAUGGGUGAAAGAAUCAAUAAAUCAUUGUUUAUUUCUCCAUCUGACGCUUUUGAAAUAUCUGAUAUAAUCAAUCUGCUAGAAAAAGACAAAUCUAUAGGCCCAAACAGUAUUCCAGAUAAAAUUUUAAAAAAUUUAUGUCCAUUAAUACCCUCUCCUUUGUUUCAAAUCAUAAAUGAAUAAUUGUAGUGUGGCAUUUUUCCUGAUAAAAUGAAACUAUCGAAAGUUAUUCCCCUGUUCAAGAAGUUCUAAUUAGAGGCCGAUAUUCCUUUUGUCAAUCUUCAGCAAAAUUACAGAAAAAUGAAAGGUAUAUAAUUUCUUAGAGCAACGCAAUGUUCUGUUUUCAAUUCAAAUUGGUUUUCGUGCCAGCCAUUUUAUAAACCAAGUAUUCAUUAGUGUAACAGAGAAUACAGUGGAAAGUCUAGACAACAGAAAAUAUGGUUUUGAAAUUUUUCUUGAUCUGCAAAAAGCCUUCUAUACUGUAAAUCAUGAUAUUCUUUUGGGAAAACGUGAACACUAUGAAAUACAUAGUCCAGCUUUUAACUGGUAUAGAUCCUACCUUACUGAUAGAAAUCCGUAUGUCUCUGUUAAUGGUUUUAAUUCCAAUCUACUAUCACAUGUGGGUUACCACAAGGCUCUGUCCUUGGUCUUUUGCUAUUCCUUAUUUUUAUAAAUGAUUUGCCUAAUUUAUCUCCAAAAAUUGUUUUUUAUCUCUUUGCUGAUGACACUUAUACAUAUUUUGAAGUUGAUAAAUUGGUGAACUUUAAAAAUUUGUGAACAAAUUUAUAAUUUCCAGGUCACAUCAAUGCCCCUUAAAGUGCCACUGAAAUGAAACAAUGGAAAUUUUUUAUCGUUGAUUCUGAUAGAGUAAUCAUCGUUGAUUUCGAAAAUAAAUUUAGUUUUUUCAUUUGGAGCCCAUAAAAUAGGGAUUUCUGGGGUUUUUGGGUGUAGGUCGUGCGAAAAGAGGCUGAGGUGAGUGGUGCAUUUAGAUUAACAUAGUCAAUUCAGCCAUAGUGAGGGUUGUAACAAGAUAAGAAGUUACUAAUUGUAUAAAACAUGAUACCAGCAUGGAACUUGAUAGCAGUGGCGUAGCGUCUAUGUAUGCUAGGCUUGCGGAGCCAGCGUAAACAAUUCUACACAAAAUCUAAAAUUCUUGCAAACUUCUACCGGUAAUAAAUUCAUUGUAGUGUUAAAGUCAAUGCAUAACAUUUUCCGCAAUAAACGGCUUCUCUUUCUAGUCAUGAGCAGCAAAUCUCCAAGCAGUAAUUGUCAUAAUUUAAUCAUUAGAUCGCGCAUGACGAGAUUUUCCGGCAUGUCUUCUUUACUUUAAAUCAGGGGUGAAACACUUGGGGGUUUUGGAGGGUGCUGCACCCCCUCCCCCAAUCUGCAAAAAUGCAGAUUUUAUCGGGCAAAUUUACGGCUACCAGUACAUCGGUCGGGGAAAUUUUGUUUAGGUCGCACAUUUAUUGCUACUUUUUGCCCCAGCUUGGUUCUUGAAUUAAUGGCCUUUUUACCUCAUUUUUUUCAAUCUCCGCCCAGCUGGGAAAACAAAACAGAAACGAGGCAAGCAGCAGCAACAUAAUUACAUUUUAGUCCUUCGUCUCGAGCUCUAAGCACAGGUUUAUCUUCGCCUCGAGAUACGGAAGGAGAGUGGAGAGUUGAUCGACAGCAAAAGUAUAGUUUGGAGAGACAACGGAGAGAACAGUGUGUUUGAUUCAAGAAGGAAAUGAACACAGGGCAUGCCCCCAACAUGUUUGCAAAACAAUGUAGCUUUUUUAAAAAUCUUUUGUUAUGAUUGCUAAAUUUUUCCUUGACCGCCACCUUCUUUCCAACCUGCGUCGGAGCCCAUAGAACACUGACCAUUUUUGAAGCAUAAUAAAUCAAAGAAUGAAGGAUAUGCCAUCUCGGAAUACGUUAUUGAGAAAAAUCAAGCAACAUUUUCUUUUCCAAAUGUCUAAUUAGUAAUUACAUUGAUCCUGUCAAAUCAGAAAUCUUAAUGAAUUCUUUCAUCAAGUCGCAAUUUAAUUAUUGCCCACUUUUAUGGAUGUUUCAUGAUAGAGCAACUAAUUCAAAGUUGAAUCGCAUUCAUGAAAGAGCACUGCGAUUGGUAUGUAAAGAUAGUGAAUCAGAACUAGCCGAGUUGAAGAAAAAAUAUGGAACUAGGAAUUCAUCAGCACAAUCUGCAACUGCUAAUGAUUGAAAUAUUCAAAACAAAAAACAAUCUGAAUCCAACAUUUAUGAAAAACAUUUUUACUGAGAGAGAUAUUCAAUACAAUCUGAGAAGUGAAAAUCAUUUGCCGUUGCCAAAAGUCAAGACAUCAUCAUACGGGAUAGAGAAUAUUCAGUACAGAGGUCACCAUUUGUGGUCCUCAUUACCAAGGGAAAUUAAAGACUCCAACACACUUGUCGAGUUCAAAAGAAAAAUAAAUUUAUGGCAUGGAAAUACUUGCAUCUGCAGAUUGUGCAAAAUUUUCAUUAAAGAUAAAGGGUUUUUAUAGGUUUCGUAUGGACAUUGUAAAGUAGGUUUUAAAUUACUUUGUUUGCGUUAAUUAGCUUAUUCGCUAUAUGUAUAUUUUUGUUCUUUCUUGCCAACGUUAAAGAAAUUAUUAAUAAUAAUAGUUUUUUUUUCAAACAUCUCAUUCUCAUUGAAUACAUUUUAAAUUUACAAUUAUACGACUCGCUUUUACAGGCAUCAUAUAAUUGGCUUAUCUGCAUUACAAUAUUUAAAAGUCAAUUAGUUCGGGGCUUAGCCAUGGUUUGUUUCGACGACAGAAGAUAUAGUAGGUGCAGCGGAUAGAAAUGUUCAUGAGUUUCAUCAAGAUGGAUUUAGUUUGAUUUGAGUCAAAAUUAAGUUGGUGUAGCAUGUCAGAGAGAGAGAGAGAAGUAGAUGAGGUUCCCAGAAUGUCAAGGGCACUCAUAGAAAGGUUAACAAAGGUAACACGUUUAUAGGCAGGGCUCAGUUCCUUGAUAAGAUCGCUAUAUUUCCUAGCUUUUCGAGUACUGUUUUCGUCGAUGUUGCUUUCGAACCCAACAGUAAGCUCUAGCAUGUAAAGGAUUCGAUCUUCAGUUACGAAGACAAGAUCUGGUCGAUAGGAGUCGCCUGUGAAUAAAGAAGGUGAUAGAAAUGAAGGCAGGUCGGCGUAAAGUGAGCUGUUUCUAGGUGUUGAAAGGGUUUUAGCCAAAUAUAGAAGUACAGAAUCAUGUCUCCAGGUAUACCUACCAUGUUCAAGAUAAUUCUUGCAGCUAGAGACUAUGUGCUGUAAUGAUUCUGAUUGGAGACAGAAAGAGCAGGCAGAUGACUGAGUAAUUGACCAUUGGCAGAGGUUUUUCCUAGUGGCAAGAGUGUUGUUUAGGUAUUUGAUGG
Molecule: messenger RNA, 6953 nt
Organism: Rhopilema esculentum
Lineage: Eukaryota; Metazoa; Cnidaria; Scyphozoa; Rhizostomeae; Rhizostomatidae
Source: RefSeq, a predicted model, not a curated record